GGCCGCGAAUAAAAAAAAGCGUUGUUCCAACGCUUAUUGGGCACCAGGUUCAGCCAUUCUUGGCGUCAUCCCUCACGCACUGGUCGCAGCUCCCUCCUCUUCUUCUGAGUGGUGAUCUGCAGUCCCAAACUUACCAGUUAUACCAAGAAUGGCAAAGAUCGUGGGACUGAUGCUUCUGGUCCAGAUUCUUUUCCUCGCCGCCACGGGUGCCGCCGCCUCCUCCGCCCACCCGGCCUACGAGGAGGAGGCAGCGGCGUGCGGGGUGGGCGGCGGCGAGGAGGAGCUGGUGGUGAUCAGGAGGGAGGAGUACGACGGGGGCCGGAUCCUGGACAUCACGCACGCGUACAGGGAGGACAUGCCGUCGUGGGAGACGGACGAGGGGCUGGGCCAGUUCCUGUGUUUCCCCCGCUCCAUGAAGAACGGCUCCCUCGCCAACAACUCCGAGAUGAAGAUGGGCACCCACUCCGGCACCCAUGUCGAUGCCCCCGGCCAUGUCUUCCAGCAUUACUUCGAGGCCGGCUUCGACGUCGACACCCUCGACCUUGAAGUCCUCAAUGGUCCUGCAUUGUUAGUGGAUGUUCCAAGGGACAAGAAUAUAACAGCUGAGGUAAUGGAGUCUUUACAUAUUCCCAAAGGAGUUCGUCGUGUGCUUUUCAGAACAUUAAACACUGACAGGAAGCUUAUGUGGAAAAAGGAGUAUCAUACAGACUACGUUGGGUUCAUGAAAGAUGGUGCUCAGUGGCUGGUCGAUAACACUGAUAUCAAACUUGUUGGUGUUGACUAUUUAUCUGUUGCUGCAUAUGCUGAUUUGAUCCCUUCUCACUUGGUUUUUCUUAAAAGCAGGGAAAUCAUCCUUGUGGAAGCCUUAAAACUAGAUAAUGUCAAGCCUGGGAUAUACUCCUUGCAUUGCUUACCUCUCAGGUUGCUUGGGGCCGAGGGUUCACCAAUCAGGUGCAUUCUUAUCAAAUAAGCUAUGCAAGCCUUGCAUGAAAGGGUGACAUUGCCAGCACAGAUUUCUCUCUAUUAAGUGCUGUAAAUAGGUUGUUCUCGAACCUUUCUUGACAUUAUCUCUCUGUUCUAUGUAAAGUUUCAGUAUUUGAGUGAUACCAGUGUGGCAUAAUAAUCUCUUCGAUCAUCAGAUGUUAGGAUAAACAUGGUUUUAUAAUAUUUUAGUCUCUUAGUUUUAGACACAAGUCUGCUUAAAUGGUACAGCUUGUUGAUUUGAAAUUGCAUUAUAUGAGGCAUAGAUUAUAUGUGUAAUAGAAUGGUGGAAAAUGCUUCAUGUCUUCUAUAAUGACUUAAAAGUCUGGAUCAUUAGG
Messenger RNA from Elaeis guineensis (African oil palm), 1319 nucleotides. Its product is annotated as cyclase-like protein 3. Gene Ontology annotation, molecular function: arylformamidase activity. NCBI's taxonomy places the organism in Eukaryota, Viridiplantae, Streptophyta, Magnoliopsida, Arecales, Arecaceae. The record is from RefSeq and is a predicted model, not a curated record.